Molecule: messenger RNA, 2251 nt
Organism: Aspergillus ibericus CBS 121593
Lineage: Eukaryota; Fungi; Ascomycota; Eurotiomycetes; Eurotiales; Aspergillaceae
Product: UDP-GAL-4-epimerase
Exons: 1
Coding region: 470-1759 (429 amino acids)
Biological process (GO): beta-D-galactose catabolic process via UDP-galactose, Leloir pathway
Cellular component (GO): cytosol
Molecular function (GO): UDP-glucose 4-epimerase activity
Source: RefSeq, a predicted model, not a curated record
CCCCCCCCCUGUCCGUAGACUGCCCGCGGCUGAGACCUCAUUGCCAAUGCCCUAUUCUUGGCCGCCUCCGUGGUCCGAAUGAUUCGAUGACAAUAACGAUCGCCAAAUAUCUCCCAAAUCAAGUCAAAAGGCAAGCCGUGCAGUUGUGCCCUACAGUAGACCAGACCCUUUUUUCGCCCUCAGGGCCUGGCGAACGGAUGAACCACGCUUGUCGUCGCUAGGGGCGCGCAGGCGCCGGCCCUUGUAGUCGGGCUGGAGAUGACUGACUCUGCGAUGAUGAAAUCAUCGGGGUGUAGUCAACCGGGGCCGGCAUAGGAAGGGGGAAGGGGAGGGGGGAGGCUGGCCGCUGGCGAGUACUUCCAGCACUGGCCUCGCUCGGGCAGGGUUCUCUCCAUCGGACUAUCUAGUAGUCGGUUGUUGUUGUUGUUGCUAUCCACCGCGUAAUCUUCACUCCGCCAUCAGCACAGCCAUGUCUGUCUUAUGUCCCUCCGAAGGCAGCUCCCCCGUGCCUACGCCUCUGUUCUCCGCACCCGCAACGCCCGAGACCGACCGGGAUGAGUAUUUCGAUGAGCCUUCGCUGCCGGCCGAGGACGCGCAAUACGUCCUCGUCACCGGAGGUCUAGGAUACAUCGGAAGCCACACGUCUCUGGAGCUGCUGAAAGCCGGAUACAACGUCAUCAUCGUGGAUGACAUGAGCAACAGCUUCCGCCAUGUCUUCGACCGCAUCCUACUGGCCGCGAAACUGCACUUUGACCGCACCGGCGGCCAUUGCCCCCGGGCCGAGCUGAGCUGUAUCGAUUUUCGCGAUGUCCCCGCCAUGAGCGCCCUCCUGGCCUCCCAUACAGUGGAGUCCGUGGCUGCCCCUCAGGGCCGCUCUAACAUCCUGGGUGUGAUCCACUUUGCAGCAUACAAGGAGGUCAAUGACAGCCUCCGCAACCCGCUGAAGUACUACCAAAACAACCUGGGCGGAUUGGUCGAUCUGAUCGGUCUCCUCGAUCAGCACGACAUCAAGACCUUCAUCUUCUCCUCCUCCGCCAACGUUUACGGUACCCUAGCUCAAAACCACGGCACCCUGCGCGAGGAGCACUGCGUCCACCGAAAGGAGACGUAUCGAGACGCCGUCUCCGGUCAGGACGUAUCCGUCGAGCAAGGUUGCACGGGAAUUACGAACCCGUACGGCCGGACCAAGUUCUUCGGAGAGGCCAUCCUGGCCGACGUCGCGGCGUCGGAUCCCGCCUGGACGAUCAUCGGACUUCGGUACUUCAACCCCAUCGGAUGCGAUCCGUCCGGCCUCCUGGGCGAGGAUCCACGCGGGGUGCCGUCGAACUUAGUCCCGGUGGUUGUGCAGGUCCUGACGGGGCAGUUGACCGAACUGGCCGUGUAUGGCACCGACUGGGCGACGCCCGAUGGCACGGCCAUCCGCGACUUCAUCCACGUGUCGGAUGUGGCGCGUGGGCACACGGCGGCAUUGUCCGCGGCGUUGACGCGCCAGGUGCAGACCAACUUCCGGACGUUUAAUCUAGGGACCGGGAGCGGGCAUUCGGUGGCCGAGGUGGUGAGCGCUAUGGAGAAUGUCUGUCAUCAAGCGAUUCCGCGACGCAUUGCGGAUCGACGCCCGGGCGAUGUGGAGUCAUGUGUAGCGGUUGCGGAUCGGGCGGCGAGUGAAUUGGGCUGGACCGCAGAAAAGUCCCUGCAGGACGCGUGUCAGGAUCUGUGGAACUAUCUGCGAUUCAACCCAACAGACCUGUGUCUGUCUUGAAGUAGGGCUGGAGGGGGGGAGUGGAGGGUGAGUGGAGGGUGAGUGGAGGGUGAGUGGAGGCGGGGUCGUCUGGAGAAAGCUGAGGGGGAGUUGACUGCACACUGCUUUUGUUUGUUAAUAUUUGUUGUUCGUCGUAUAGAGCACCGUACAUAAUCUAGAUAAUCGCACCGCGUAUCUUUUCUUCUUCGGUCGAGGUAUAUCACAAGGGGCGUUGGAUGUGUCCCGGUGGCGCAGGGUGAAAUGCAUCUACCGUCAGCAUCGUCUUGGCUGACUGGCUUUCUGGCUUGCCUCGUCUGAUUCAGAUGCUAAGUUGAUUUCUUUGGUUUCAUUUUCUUUGUCUGCCCCAAGGCUCAACCUUGGUGUGUCGUUGGGAGAGAGUACUUACUCGGUGUGUUCAGGCGGUCCCAGUGGGCAACUACGACCCAUAAAGGGGCAACCCCAUAGCUUAUUCUGUAUAAAAAAAGUGCUCCUUCUAGAAGAGCAAUUCAGAGC